This is a messenger RNA of Perognathus longimembris pacificus (Pacific pocket mouse), 3790 nucleotides long. RefSeq names its product exocyst complex component 4 (gene Exoc4). The record is from RefSeq and is a predicted model, not a curated record. Gene Ontology annotation, biological process: chemical synaptic transmission; exocytosis; Golgi to plasma membrane transport. The transcript is spliced from 18 exons. Gene Ontology annotation, cellular component: exocyst; synapse; growth cone membrane. Lineage: Eukaryota; Metazoa; Chordata; Mammalia; Rodentia; Heteromyidae. Bases 56 to 2983 code for a protein of 975 amino acids.
UUUACGUUCGCCAGGGUCUGUCAAGCCCACCGGCUCUCUCACCACCCGUACCAAGAUGGCGGCAGAAGCAGCUGGUGGGAAAUACAGAAGCACUGUCAGCAAAAGCAAAGACCCUUCGGGGCUGCUCAUCUCAGUGAUCAGGACUCUGUCUACCAGUGAUGAUGUUGAAGACAGAGAAAAUGAGAAGGGUCGCCUUGAAGAAGCCUACGAGAAAUGUGACCGUGACCUAGAUGAACUGAUUGUGCAGCACUACACAGAAUUGACAACAGCCAUUCGCACAUACCAGAGCAUCACUGAGCGCAUCACUAACUCCCGUAAUAAAAUCAAACAGGUGAAAGAGAAUCUGCUUUCAUGCAAGAUGCUGUUACACUGCAAACGGGAUGAACUUCGGAAACUGUGGAUUGAAGGAAUUGAACAUAAAUAUGUCUUGAACCUGCUGGAUGAAAUUGAGAACAUCAAGCAAGUGCCUCAGAAGCUGGAACAGUGCAUGGCCAGCAAGCACUAUCUCAGUGCCACAGAUAUGCUGGUGUCAGCAGUAGAGUCUUUGGAGGGCCCCCUGCUCCAAGUAGAAGGACUAAGUGAUCUCAGGCUUGAGCUUCACAGCAAGAAGAUGAACCUGCACUUGGUUCUCAUCGAUGAACUACACCGACACCUGUACAUCAAAUCCACUAGCCGAGUUGUACAGCGGAACAAGGAAAAAGGGAAAAUGAGCUCCCAUGUGAAAGAUGUCUCUCCUGGUCCACUGAUGGAUGUUACAAACCUUCCUACUCCACGUAAAUUCCUUGAUGCCGCUCAGUUUUCUGCUGCUGGGAGCUCAACUGUGAGGGAGAUCAGUCUGCAGGAUAUCAAGGAGGACUUAGAAUUGGAUCCAGAGGAGAACAGCACCCUUUUUAUGGGAAUCCUUAUCAAGGGGCUGGCCAAACUGAAGAAGAUCCCAGAGACAGUUAAGGCAAUCAAAGAGCGCUUGGAGCAGGAACUAAAGCAAAUUGUGAAGCGGUCUACUACUCAGGUGGCAGACACUGGCUAUCAGAGGGGAGAAAACCUCACUGUGGAGAACCAGCCAAGGUUACUUCUAGAGCUUCUGGAACUGCUGUUUGACAAGUUUAAUGCUGUGGCCACUGCCCACUCUGUGGUCCUGGGGUAUCUGCAGGACUCAGUUGGGACUCCUGUGACCCAGCAGGAAGAGAUCAAAUUGUAUGAUAUGGCAGAUGUAUGGGUGAAGAUCCAAGAUGUGCUGCAGAUGCUGUUGACUGAGUAUUUGGAUAUGAAAAACACGAGUACAGCCUCUGAACCAUCAGCUCAAUUAAGCUAUGCCAGUACCGGACGAGAGUUUGCAGCCUUUUUUGCCAAGAAGAAACCUCAAAGGCCAAAAAAUCCUCUUUUCAAGUUUGAAUCAUCUUCCCAUGCUAUCAGCAUGAGUGCUUACUUGAGAGAACAGAGACGGGAGCUCUAUAGUCGGAGUGGAGAACUUCAAGGAGGCCCUGAUGACAAUUUAAUUGAAGGUGGAGGAACAAAAUUUGUCUGUAAACCUGGAGCCAGAAACAUUACCAUCAUAUUCCAUCCAUUGUUAAGAUUCAUUCAGGAGAUUGAGCACGCCUUGGGACUUGGCCCAAACAAACAGUGUCCUCUUCGAGAGUUUCUCACGGUGUACAUCAAAAACAUCUUCCUCAAUCAGGUCUUGGCUGAGAUCGACAAGGAGAUUGAAGGGGUCACCAAAACAGCUGACCCCUUGAAGAUCCUUGCUAAUGCAGAUACCAUGAAGGUGCUGGGCGUACAGCGGCCUCUCCUACAGAGCACAAUCAUUGUGGAGAAGACAGUGCAAGACCUCAUGAACCUGAUGCAUGACUUGAGUGCGUAUUCGGACCAGUUCCUCAACAUGGUGUGUGUGAAGCUCCAAGAGUACAAGGACACCUGCUCUGCGGCCUACAGGGGCAUUGUCCAAUCAGAAGAAAAACUUGUUAUUAGUGCAUCUUGGGCAAAAGAUGAUGAUAUCAGCAGACUCUUGAAAUCUCUACCAAAUUGGAUUAACAUGGCCCAGCCCAAACAGCUCAGGCCUAAGAGAGAAGAGGAAGAAGAUUUCAUCAGGGCAGCCUUUGGCAAGGAGUCCGAAGUUCUUAUUGGGAACCUAGGGGAUAAACUGAUCCCCCCACAAGACAUUCUUCGUGACGUCAGUGACCUCAAAGCCUUGGCCAACAUGCAUGAGAGCCUGGAAUGGUUGGCAGGCCGAACCAAGUCUGCGUUCUCCAAUCUUUCCACAUCUCAGAUGCUUUCUCCCGCUCUGGAGAGCCACGUGCACAUGGACCUCCCCCCUGUGUCUGAGCAGAUCAUGCAGACGCUGAGUGAACUCGCCAAGUCUUUCCAGGACAUGGCUGACCGCUGUCUGCUGGCCCUGCAUCUGGAAGUGAGAGUUCACUGUUUUCACUAUCUCAUCCCUCUUGCAAAGGAGGGGAACUAUGCCAUUGUUGCCAAUGUGGAAAGUAUGGAUUAUGACCCUCUGGUGGUCAAGCUCAACAAAGACAUAAGUGCCAUUGAAGAGGCCAUGAGUGCCAGCCUUCAGCAGCACAAGUUCCAGUAUAUCUUUGAAGGCCUAGGACAUCUCAUCUCCUGCAUUCUCAUCAAUGGUGCCCAAUACUUCAGGCGCAUUAGUGAAUCUGGUAUCAAGAAAAUGUGUAGGAACAUUUUCGUUCUUCAGCAGAAUUUGACCAACAUCACCAUGUCGCGAGAAGCAGAUCUGGAUUUUGCAAGGCAGUACUACGAGAUGCUAUACAACACGGCUGAUGAGCUCCUGAACCUGGUGGUGGACCAGGGCGUGAAGUACACGGAGCUGGAGUACAUCCACGCCCUGACCCUGCUGCACCGCAGCCAGACGGGCGUGGGAGACCAGACCACCCAGAACACCAGGCUGCAGCGGCUGAAGGAGAUCAUCUGUGAGCAGGCCGCCAUCAAGCAAGCCACCAAGGACAAGAAGAUAACCACUGUCUAAGGGAGUGGGCUGCGGGAGGGAGGGGAGGUGGCAGGGGAUGUUGUUUUUGUUCCGUCAGAAGUUAGACACGUUUCUUUCUCUACUGUGCUAUUUUAUUUGUUAUAGAUCUGAGCUGGCUAAGUUCCCACUGCACUGAUGCUUUAGUAGAAAGGUGGUAUUAGAAUUAUGUUCUCUUUCAUGUCAGCUGUUCCUAUGAACAUACAAGGAAAAGUUUGGUCCAGGUCUUGAUGUAACAGCUACUUGAGUGCAGUCUUCCCCCAGGGGCUAGGAUGGACAGGGCGGAAGAGUGUGCCAAGAUAUGGGAGACUUGGAAAAAAAAAAAAGAUGGAUAGCAUGAAUUACUAAUUCAUGUUCUGAUUAUUGCCUAACAAAUAUACAGUUCCAGCCUGGAAAGCCGGCAACAGCCCAAGUUUGAGGCCUGUCCUCAAACCAUUCAAUAGAAUUCCACCACACAAACAGUAGAAUUUGGAUUCCCUUUCUUUUGCCAGAUUAGAAGGCAAUAAAAUAAGUGCACAUUGCUUUCGAUCUGUAUUGCCAAAAUCAAAUCAGUGGCUUCUCGGUUGGCUGUGGCAUUCAAGAGAUUUCCCCACCAAAACAGGAGCUCCCUUCUCAAUCCCUGGGAGACUGCGUAUGCUGUAGCUUCCGCCCAGGCUGUAAGUUGGUUGGGAGCCAUCUUGUUCUAUUUCUUCUGUUAUCUAAACCAAGAGUCAUAACAUUAGGAGCAAGUAUGGAAGCAUGGAAGGUAAUUCAACCCUCUGCUUGCUUUGGGCAUCUAAAUUUCCAAGAAUAAAUAAUGGCUGGAAAAGU